GAUCUUCAAAGUGAUCAAAACUGUACUUGAUGCUACUGCUCUUCAGAGAGAUUUGAACAGGUUCUUACGGUGGUGCGAAGUCAACCAGCUUUAUUUAAACGUAAGAAAAUGCAAUGUGAUGUCUUUCACUCGCAAAAGGUCAAAGAUUGAAUUCAAUUACUCUAUCAACGAUACUGUGGUGACUCGCUUGAAACUGGUGAAAGACUUAGGAGUUCUCAUGGAUGAAAAACUGACCUUUGGUAAACACGUCGAAUACGUAAUCGCUAAGUCUUAUUCGAUGCUCGGUUUUGUCAUCAGGACUUGUAAGGAGUUUAAGAAUGUCAAAACCUUGAAGAGUUUAUAUUUCGCACAUGUGCGUUCGUAUCUGGAAUAUGCUUCGGUCGUUUGGCACCCGUAUCAAGAAACUUUCAUUGAUAGGAUUGAAUCGAUUCAGAAGAAGUUUUUGAUGUUUGCACUCAGACGAUCAGUGAGACGUGACGAGAACUAUAAACUUCCACCUUACAUUGACAGAUGUUGCUCCAUCGACAUUGAACCGCUUGCUAGACGCAGGAUAAAUGCCUGUGCAUUGUUUACUUUUGACCUUUUAAGUGGUGGUCUUGAUUCAUUUGAAAUAACGAGAAGAAUUACUCUAAAUCCUCGUCCCACUCGAGCUGACGAUCUACUCAUUGUCGAUGAACACAGGACUAACUUUGGUUUCAGGGUAUGCCGCGGAACUCAUUCAAAACGACUGUUAGAAUGUUGAAGAUUCCAAUCAAAUUGAAUGGUAAGAUCAAAAUGUCAUGACUGAUUUCAUUUCACUUGCAAAUAUGCUGGACCUAUGGUUCUUUUUCUAAUCGGUAUCGAUUAGGUUAUUUAGGUCUCACGACUUUAAAAAGUGGUCUCACGACUUAACUCCGAGUCUUAUCGACUUGUGCCGAAUCGAGCCAGUCUAGUCGACUGGCUCCCACUAACCACUAACCGUUCAUUUCCAGGUGGCUCAGAAAACGAUCUAUUGACGACUUUCUGGUUAUUGGUCAAACGAGACGUGACUCACUCCUAUGUGACGUUGGUGAAUGUUUUUAUUUAUGUUUUUGUUCUAUUUUUUUUCAUUCAACUUGACAUGUAUAAUCUUUUUCUGUUCUUUUAUUGUAAAAGUAAAAAUGCAAGUAGUCAGGGGGCGGAUGCCA
Messenger RNA from Bradysia coprophila, 1166 nucleotides. RefSeq lists its product as uncharacterized. NCBI's taxonomy places the organism in Eukaryota, Metazoa, Arthropoda, Insecta, Diptera, Sciaridae. The record is from RefSeq and is a predicted model, not a curated record.